Messenger RNA from Octopus bimaculoides (California two-spot octopus), 1554 nucleotides. RefSeq names its product atrial natriuretic peptide receptor 1. The record is from RefSeq and is a predicted model, not a curated record. NCBI's taxonomy places the organism in Eukaryota, Metazoa, Mollusca, Cephalopoda, Octopoda, Octopodidae. Gene Ontology annotation, biological process: intracellular signal transduction; protein phosphorylation; receptor guanylyl cyclase signaling pathway. Gene Ontology annotation, molecular function: ATP binding; guanylate cyclase activity; adenylate cyclase activity. Gene Ontology annotation, cellular component: plasma membrane.
CACUAUAGUUCCUAUUUAUAUGAUGCAGUUUUCAUCUAUGCUCUCUUGGUAAAAAAAUGUUUAACAAGUCAACUGGAUUUCAGAAAUGGGAGCUUGAUGUUGGAAAUUGCCCGAAAUAUAACAUUUAUAAGUGAUGCCAUUAUGAGCCCUGUCCAAUUUGAUUCAAAUGCUGAUAGAAUGCCAGUUUAUAUGAUUUGGGAUUAUACAUCUCCAACUGGUAUAGGAAGAUUGGUAGCUAUUGAAGAAUUGUCAUACUCAGAGAAAUAUAUAAAAAUGGUAGCACCAUUUAAAUGGUUCACAAAAGAUGGAAAGCCACCUGCAGACGUUCCUGAAUGUGGAUUUGAUGGCAGUCUUUGCAUCUAUGACAACUCACAAUCCAUUGCCGGAGGAGUGCUUGGUUCAUUAGUAUUGGUUUCCAUUAUUAUAGCAGCUUUUUAUUACGGUAUUAAGAAAAAAAUCUUUGAAGAAGAACUUACAAAAGUUUCUUGGAAAAUAAAUUUCAAUGAUGUAAAAAUUCUAUCAAAACCUCCAGGAAGUCAGACUAGUUCAAAAACCAUGGGCAGUGAUAGUGUUGGUUCUAGUGUAUCUAGUAACAUUCAACAAGUUAUGAACAGUUCCAAUAUUGGACAAUACCAGUUCAAUCUUGUCUACAUAAAAAUGAUAACACGUUCUCAUAUUGUCCUCACCAGAGAGGACAUGAUUGAGCUCAAACAGAUGCAUGGCUGGUCACAUGAAAACAUCAAUAACUUCCUUGGGGCAAGUGUUGAUCCUCCAAACAUGUGUGUCUUGUUUAAGUUUUGUACCAAAGGAAGCUUAAAGAACAUUCUUGAAAAUCCUGAUUUUAAAAUGGAUGCCAUGUUUGCCAUGUCUUUUGUGUGGGAUAUCAUUACAGGCAUGUUAUAUAUCCAUGAAUCCUUUCUGAAAUCUCAUGGCCGUCUGAAAAGCACAAAUUGUGUUGUUGACAGAAGGUGGGUUGUCAAAAUCACAGACUAUGGACCAAGUAUUUUACGACAGAAAUCAGACAUAGAAGUAGAAGACCACAAAGCAUUACUGUGGACAGCCCCAGAAAUACUAAGGGCACUGAAUCCCCCCAGCAGAGUAACACAGCAAGCAGAUAUCUACAGUUUCGCAAUUAUCCUACAUGAGAUAUGUUACCGACAAGGAACGUUUAAUGUCUCCAAUAUGAACUACAGAGAUAUAAUUGGCCGUGUCAGAAAUGGAGAAUCAAUACCAUUCCGUCCCACUCUCAAUACAGAAAUCGGUUCCAUAAACGACCCUGACCAUGUUUUGAAGAAUUUGAUGGAAAUUUGUUGGGCUGAAGAUCCAAAUCAAAGACCAGAUUUUAUAACCAUCAAAUCUUACUUGAAAAGUCACACUAAAGAAGUUACAGGAAAUAUUAUGGAUAACGUCCUUAAAAAAAUGGACCGCUACACAUCAAACCUGGAGACAAUGGUUGAACAGAGAACUCAGGCUUUGGAAGAAGAGAAAAAGAAGACAGAAAACCUGUUGUAUCAGUUAUUACCAAGGUGGAAAUUAUUGGUGACGCUUAUUUAG